AUGCCUACCGGAACCUCAAGUCAGACAGGAGUUCAACCCCUACAGAAACGCAAAACACCAGACCAACAAUAUCGAGACCUCAAGCUAAAGGCCGAAAAGCUGGGCUUCGUUAUCCAACACUCGAAAUUCUGUGUCAGUCGUCCAGGAAACGUCCCUACUGAACAUCAAGCAAGAUUUGAGCAUAUACAGACACUGGGAAAGGUUGAGUUUGACUCAUACGGCUUGCAGCCAAGCCCCGAUACAGUGGAUAAACCAUGGCAACUUGAGAAUAAAGGUAAAGCCAAUGGAAUACGGCAGAAGGCUAUCAAAUGUAGGGAAGAAACAACGAAUGAGGCGAAAUGGCGCUUUGAGGUUGAGGCUAAGCUCUUUGAGCGUUUCGAGAUUGAAGUCGCGUGUUAUGACCCUGGCUUGAGCCCAAUCUUCUCAUCUCGAAUCCAAUCGCGAAACUGUCUACCUCGCGAACACGAAACAAAUUCCAAUGCUGUCACAAAGGAACCCGACCGCGUCCAUGGACUACAAAGUACAGCGAGCCUCGAAAAGCUGCUGCAGCAGAGAAGUGGAGCUCAGUCACUAUUGAACUCAGAGCCUUCACAGAGAUUAGCCGACAUACUACAAACUAGCUGUAACCCUGAUGACAGCGGGAAAAGGCUGCUUUUUCCCUUCCUGGUGAUGGAGGCAAAGAGAGGCAGACAGGGGGGUGACUUUGAUGAGGUUGAGAUUCAGACUGCACAUCCAAUCAGACAUCUCCUUGUUCUCCAAUGGGAACUUCAUCAGAACGAGUUCAACCAAAUGAAGAUGCCUGGAGGGCCUCUCGCGUGGUUCCUUGCCAACGUUGGCGAGAUCUGGAGGGUGUAUGGAUGUUAUGUAGAUCCAAGUGGCGACAGAUCGCGACCGUCCUGGAAUACCAUCCUUCUUUGGCAAGGUAGUAUUACGGGGUACGACGAAGCACUACAGUUGACACUCAUCAUUGACUACAUUCUGGAUUGGGCACGAGAUACCUAUCGGCCCAGUAUCAUUCGACAACUCAAAUGCAUCGGAGCAAGAGGUGCCAACUCUAAUUAUACAGUUACUCACGAUUCUGACAUCUUCUCCAUGAUGAACCCUAUAGGUGAAUGGCUUGGUGCUCAAGGCGCGCAAACUGCAGUACCAACCAUAGUUGCGACGAAUUUUACGGAUAUGCGGGAGCAUGCCACGGAGGAUGAUUCUGCAGAAUCUUUGUUCAAUCUGUCAGGCGGCAAACAGGUUAACGUAGAAGAGUUACUAGCUAGCAUCCGAGAGCCAGUUAGAAAACUCGUCAAUACAAGCAAGGACGAGAGAGCAUGGAGACACCCCAUCCACUCAAGCCGCUAUGGUCGGGUAAGACUUGGAACGGCACUUGAAUCCCGCGUGUAUGGGGUAUACAUCACGGCAGAUAACAUUGGGACUAUGCUCCAAGGCUUCGGGGGUUACCACGCACAGAGAAACCUUGCGGACAAGAUCGAUAAAAUCGUCCGAACUCGAACAAGAUGUUUUGCCCUUGACAAUGCGCAGGCUCUUGGCAGGAUGGAGCGGAUCUGGACUGGCGAUUCCACGUACUCACUGGCCCUCUCACACCCGACCUUGAUCUCUAUACAAGUCAGGUUCUGGGUGACGUACAAAUUUGAACUGAUACGGGAGUUGAACUACUUAGCCAUUACUGAAGAGGCAUACAAUAGUCUUAGUUUCUCAAGACGGCGCAAGAACCUGGGAAUUUCAAGAAUGAACCAUUGGAAGCCUAUUUCAGCCGAUCACCUUGUUUCCUUCCUAGAAGACAAGGACAACACAUUCAAAGAGGACUUUUUCCUUCGCUGCCUGAAAUCCCAAGUUUUGGUCUUGCAUCACUCAUCUCAUUUGGAGUUCCGACCGGAUGCAAGGCUCAGGGGCACUCAGGGACCAGUAGCUGAGCUAGUAUCAGAGAUCUACGAAAAGCACCGAAUUGGACAGCGCAAACCGGACGAAGCGUUUAUAAAGGAGCUCGAGACGAUUGAGAACAUCCUUCCAACGCCCGAACAUGCAUUUUGGAGCGCAAACAAAAAGGGAAUACUCGCUCGAGAUAUGACCUCAGAUCUCUGUCUCUAUAUCCCUGAUUCAAGCCUUGCGCUCAAUCGAGCCGAGAAUCUUGCUUCGAGAUUUUCGCUUGAUAAGAAAGUGUUCCGCAACUGUGUUACCAGCCGUCAUGGUGGCGCCGACCGUCAUGGUUCCGAAGAUUGGCCUAGCCUCAAUUGCGGGUUACAAGAGCUUGCAUCGUGGAUUAUGGAGGACAGGCCCAAGAGAGAUCAACUGAAAGAGAUACAAAGUGCCUUCCCAAGCAUCACAGAUUUCAACAAGUUUAUGGAGUUUAGACACGAGCAUAGAAGAGGCAGGGGCCGUAACUAUAAAUUCUCAAGCAGCGACUACUAG
This is a messenger RNA of Alternaria atra, 2418 nucleotides long. RefSeq lists its product as uncharacterized. Lineage: Eukaryota; Fungi; Ascomycota; Dothideomycetes; Pleosporales; Pleosporaceae. The coding region runs from base 1 to 2418 and encodes 805 amino acids. The transcript has 3 exons. The record is from RefSeq and is a predicted model, not a curated record.